Astrephomene gubernaculifera is the source of this 1746-nucleotide messenger RNA. NCBI's taxonomy places the organism in Eukaryota, Viridiplantae, Chlorophyta, Chlorophyceae, Chlamydomonadales, Astrephomenaceae. The record is from the annotation of a GenBank genome assembly.
ACAUCACCCAACUCCUUUCAGUACAGAGAAUGAGAAUGGCCCAAACUCUGUUGACCCCUGUGAUUGAUACGCUUGGUGCGAGGGGCCUCGUAGCCCCUGCGCGUUUUGCUGCGCGGGCGGCGGAGGAGGUGGUUGCCGUCGACAAUGCGCACCGUGCACCAUCCGGUGUUAUGGAGGUGCCAAGCCGUCUUCUCAUGGGCCCUGGUCCCGCGAACGCGCACCCUCGUGUACUUGCUGCCCAGGCUCUGCCCCUUCUUGGGCACAUGCAUCCGCCAUUUUUCAAGAUCAUGGACGACAUCUCGGAGGGCCUGCGCUACGCCUUCCAGACCAACUCCAAGUACACCUGCAUGAUCUCGGGCACGGGUCACGCCGGCAUGGAGGCCGCCAUCGCCAACCUGGUGGAGCCGGGCGAUAAGGUGGUGAUCGGCAACUCGGGCAUCUGGGGAGAGCGUGUUGCCAUCCUGGCGCAGCGCUACCAUGCCGAUGUUGUGGAGAUCAAGGUGACUCCCGGCGAGACGUUCUCGUAUGAGGCGCUGAAGCAGGCGCUGGAGGAGCACAAGCCCGCUGUGCUGUUCCUGGUGCAGGGCGAGAGCAGCACCGGCACCCACCAGUCUCUGGCGGGUCUGGGCGAGCUGUGCAAGAAGACGGGCACGCUGCUGCUGGUGGACGCGGUGUGCACCAUGGCGGGUGUGCCCAUCUUUGCUGACCUGUGGGGCAUCGACUGCAUCUACAGCGGCAGCCAGAAGUGCCUGUCCGGCCCUCCCGGUGCGUCGCCGUUCUUCAUGUCUGAGCGCGCCAUGGAGAAGCUGAAGAACCGCAAGACGCCGCCCGCCACCUACAACCUGGACCUGAACCUGAUUGGCGACUACUGGGGCUGGUUCGGCAAGCGCUCGUACCACCACACCGGCCCCGUGAGCACCUUCUACGCCAUGCGUGAGGCUCUGGCGCUGGUGGCUGAGGAGGGCCUGGAGGCGCUGUGGACGCGGCACCAGGAGAUGCAGAAGCGGCUGUGGGCCGGCCUCAGCAGCCUGGGCCUGAAGCCCUUUGUUGAGAAGGAGGAGGACCGCCUGAUCACCGUCAACACCAUCAAGGUGCCCGAGGGCGUGGACUGGGCUGCGCUUACCAAGCACGCCAUGGACACCUACAGCCUGGAGAUUGCCGGCGGCCUGGGACCCACUGUGGGCAAGGUGUGGCGCGUGGGCGUCAUGGGCUUCAACGCCAAGCCGCAGAACGUGGACCUGGUGGUGGCUGCCUUCAAGGACGGCCUGCAGCGCCAGGGAAAGCUGUAAGCUGCUGCUGAUGGUGUUGGUAAUGACCCAUGGGUCGGCCGUCGGCGCAAAGGCGCAACGGCUAAAGCAGCUUGCGGAUUGAUGGCUUUUACUUGCAGGAUGUGACUGCUAUGUAUCCCCUUUGGAUGCGGGCGCGUGGCCGAGUUACUUUCUGUUGUGCGAACAGACGGGUAUGGCGCAGCGCCUUUAGCCAUGAGUACUGUGCUGAGCGAUGGGUACGUUUGGAACUGCGGAUAUGUUAAGCGGGAUAGCCGUAUGCGGCGUGACGUGUAGCCCUUCCUUCGGGGCACAGACACUGCGAACAAGUGCAAGCCGAGGGGCCGAUUUUGCGAACAGGCGAUCUCGGAGAACGAUCUGAUGACUGCGACGUUGCUGCUUCCUAGCUGCUGAUGCUCUUUCAAUACACUUUACACUGUUCCGGGACUGUGCCCUUUGGCACUGCGUACCGUAUUUAUGA